Puntigrus tetrazona (Sumatra barb) is the source of this 5768-nucleotide messenger RNA. It is a transcript of the gene quoa, whose product is annotated as pleckstrin homology domain-containing family G member 4B. The record is from RefSeq and is a predicted model, not a curated record. Gene Ontology annotation, molecular function: guanyl-nucleotide exchange factor activity. NCBI's taxonomy places the organism in Eukaryota, Metazoa, Chordata, Actinopteri, Cypriniformes, Cyprinidae.
GUUCGGUGUGGACUCGGACAGAAUGGAUGGAUUUAUUUCACACAGAUCAGCUUCACUACAUAAAUCACUUACUCGCUUCAGAAGGGACUUCGGGGAAUGUGACGCGGGGCUUUAGCUGGAGAAGCGCCGUCUUCUGCUCAGGAUGAAUCCCGAGUCCUUGGACUCAUUGAUCCAGAGCUGUCUGUCUGCCCUCUACCCACCGUUUGAGGUCACGGCCUCGACUGUCCUCGGCCAGCUCUUCCAGGUCAUCGAGGGUCGUUACCACGGAGACGCCCUCCAGUGUCUGACCGACUUCCUCAUCCCUGCCAGGCACCUUCUGGAGAGCGUGCAGCAGGCGGCCUGUGCGCCGUACCCUCAGAGGGUGUUCCGGUUUUCCGGGUGGCCUUUGUGUUUACACGAUCGCAUCGUGAUCCAGCUCGCUCCCGUUAACCCCUUGCUCCUCAAACCAGGAGACUUUUACCUGCAGAUCGUGCCGUUUGGAAACCAGGCAGCCCGUAUUGUCGUCCAGAGCCUUUUGGAGGUGGAGGAGGAACGUGAGCUGCAGGAAACCCCGAUACCCGAGAACUCUUACCCCGACAUCUUCACUGAAGCCUGGCUUCGGGAACUCAACGAGGGCAGACAUGGAAGAACUCUGGCUUGCUGCGUCCUCAAAACCCAGCAGGGCAUAGUCAAGGUUCCCUGGAUAGAGGUGGCCAAUCCUGAAUUUGAAGACAACCGGAGGAUGGCCUCCUCGUCUACGUCAAACCAACCAGAAUCUUUGAGUUCGUGCCUUCCACAUACAUCUACUCCUUCUAGUUACUCAGUCGAGACGAGGAUUCGUCCUGCGCGGGAUGGUAUAGCAGUAUCCUUGCGUUUGGUAGACAACAGCAGUAGCUCCAGACACGCUGAAAUGGAUCCAGCUCAGUCUGCGAUGCGUCCGGUGGGAUGGGUGUCUCCAAACACGUGGGACAGCAGAAGUCCAGUUGGCAAUUGCAAAGAUCUAAUGGACCUUACCAAAGAAACUCAAGGAUACUCACAGACUUGGACUCAGACUCAUGCUCCUCUGCUGAGGUCCAACAGUGCUUCUCGGGAACGUACGGCUUGUGUUCGCACCGUGAGGUUCGCAGAGGAACCCUGCACGCCGUGCAUGCAGCGGAAACACGGACAAGGGACCAAAGCUCAAAAAUGCCGGUAUGCGGAAGCGCAAGAGAAACCUAUUAAACCCAAAGAAAGAACUGAGCAUCUGAGUAUCCUUCACAGAUCUGCUCAGGGGAAUCCGGCUUGCUGCAGCUCCUCAGAAACAGGUCCUUCAGGUAGUUACUCCAGUAGGGAUCAAACACACAACAUUUCUCAGGACAAGAUACACUGUUUUACUCCGGCUGUGGUUGGGACGUCUGAGAAGUGCCACAUUGUUGUCCAAGGAGAGACAAACGAGGCGGACAGAAGCAGCUACUUUGAAAUGAUUCCCAGGCUGCAUGUGGUUCCAGGGAAGAAGAGCACCGCUUUUGGACUCGUGUCUCCCAAGAUACAAAGAAGACGUCUACCAGCUCAAGAUCUCUCUCAGGACUCAAAAACUCUGUCCCCUCCUGCUACUGGACCACGGAUAAAUCUCUCAGACUCAUCAGCACAAGCUGAAACAGAGAGACCACCAUCCAGAUCAUCCACACCUCCUGCACUUACAGCCGACGGCCUCUUUCACUCAGGAAUGAUGUGUCUUACAGGGGGUCAGGACCGGUCAGGCCGAGCAGUUGUGGAGAUUUAUGGAGAUCAUCAGGUCUGGGCUUCUGCAACCAUUUCAAGCCAGGAGAUCUGCAAACUCCUGCUGUACUUCCACACCAUCACCAGGAAAGAGAAAGAUCUAGGGACGACGGUGGUGUUCGAUGCACGGAAGAAGCCGCCGCAUCCAGAGAUCGCCAAAGCUCUCCUUUUGCUCCAGGAAGUCGAUGCUCGUGCUGUGCACUGGGUUCUGCUGCUGCUGAAUAAGGACAACAGCCACAGUCAUGAGAAAAGGCCCGGGCUUACGAUGGAAACUGUGACGUCGCUUAAAGCUCUUUAUAAAAUAGUGGACGCCGGUCAGCUGACUGCGGCUCUGCACGGAUCCUUUCAGUACAAUCACUGUGACUGGCUACAGAUCCAUCAGAAACUGUAUCCGUUUGUGUCAGAUCUUCAGGAGGCAUCCGCUCUGUUAUCAGGAGCCAUAAAGACACUGGAAGGCGUUCAUAAGAUCGACACAGUGCAGGACGUGCAGCAAUGCAUCGAGGAGCAGGGGGCUCUCAUGAAGGACGUGCUGGGAGACGCACGAUUGGUCGGAUUGCAAAGAGGAAGCGGAACCAUGCUGGCGAGGCUGAGGCGGGAAACUGAAGUGAGGUCACCAGACUGUGAAAAGAGCCGUGAGGUGAUUGACACCGUCACACAUCUGUACAACUCCAUGGAGGAGCAGGUGCACAUCCUGGCCAGGAAGUCCAACAUGUCCCUGCAGCACCUGGACUUCCUGUUACAGCUCAGAGAGAUGGAGUCCAGGUUUGCAAAGAUAAAGGACUGGUUCGACACAGAAGGAGAAGCGCGGCUCCAGCAGGCUGAAUCUGUGGAAGACUGCAGCGAACGGAUCCAGCAGACGCUGCAGGGCUUCAAAGCUUUUCUCUCCGAGGCAAACGAGAGAAAGCACCAGGCGAUGAUGCUGGUGUCGGACGCGGAGAGCGUUCAGGGGCCAAACUAUCCCGAGACGGAGGUGUUUCACAGGAUGGUGUCCGUGUUUAAAUCCGGUCUGUCUGACUUUGUGUCACGAGCCGAGCGCUGCUGUGAAGAGCUGAGCAUGAUGGUCUACAUCUGCCACUUCUGUGAGAGGGCAUCAGCCGUGGCCGGCGACUGCAGGCUGUUUCUGGAUCAGGAGCAGUACCUCAGCUCUCCGGACGAGGAGCGCUGGACACAUCUUCACGCUCACCUGCUGAGAUUAGACGAGUUUUCCCCCGAGCACUUCCAGGAGGCGCGAGCGCAGGCCUGCUCCAGCUCCAGAGCUCUUCAGGUGUGGGACGCCGCCUGGAUCCACUGCCAGGAGACCAGGAGACAGCUGGAGGAGAGACUGGGGCUCCUGGAAGGGGUUCAGACCACCGCUGGACAUCCCUCCGAUCGGCCCGAGGUCCUUCCAGCACAAGAGGAGCAUCCGUCGGAGAGCCGGGCGAGUCGGGCGAGGGACAGCAUUCACGGCACCGUCACCUGCUUCAACUUCAGAUCCAGCCACAAAUCCCGGAAAGAGGCCAAAAGCGCUCCGACCGAAGGAGUCUCCUGCAGACUGCGGCCAGAGAGGCAGAAGAGCGUCCCAGGAGCAGAAACCCGUGGCCGGCUCGAGCACGGUGGGCUGUCAGUGGUUCCCUUGGCAGAACGCGGCCGGCAGAACCGGCAGCAAGGGACCCGAGCUCCUCAUCACAGAGCCCGUCUUCUCUCAGGCGGCCCGAGGAGAGGCCGAGGUGAUCCCAGACGGCUGGAGAACGGAUGGAGAACACGCUGCAUCCGACCCGAGAGCCCAAACGCAACCGUGAAGCUUCAUCGCAUCAUGGAGGAGCUCCUUCUGACGGAGGCGGAGUACGUUCGCUCUCUCGGCUACAUCUUGACUCACUACUUCCCCCUGCUGUCCCGGCCGGACGUCCCCCAGGAUCUGCGCGGACAGCGGGGACGCAUCUUCGGGAACCUGGAGAAACUGUACGACUUCCACUGCCAGCACUUCCAGCGGGACCUGGAGGCCGGUCGGUCGGAGCCGCUCCGAGUCGGCCGCUGCUUCCUCCGUCACAGAGAGAGUUUUGGACUUUACGCCCUUUACAGCAAGAAUAAACCCCAGUCUGACGCUCUAAUCCAGCAUCACAGAUACUUCAAGCGUAAGCAGAUGGAGUUGGGCGACAGCAUGGAUCUCUCAUCAUAUCUGCUGAAGCCGGUCCAGAGGAUCAGUAAAUACAGUCUGCUGCUGCAGGAGAUCCUGGACGAAUGUGUGCCGGAUCAGAGCGGAGAACGAGAGGAGAUCCAGGCGGCUCUAGAGGUGGUGCGCUUCCAGCUGCGGCACGGGAACGACCUGCUCACUAUGGACGCCGUCCGCGACUGCGAUCUGAAUCUGAACGAGCAGGGCCAGCUGAUUCGACAGGAUGAAUUCUGGGUAAUCUUCCGCAAGAAGCGUUCCCUCCGGCGAGUGUUUCUCUUCCAAGAUGUCAUCCUCUUCACCAAGACCAAAAAAAACGACCGUGGAGAUGAUGUGUAUGUUUACAAAAUGUCCAUCAAGACCUGUGAGAUUGGCAUGACUCACUCGUGUGGCGUGAGCGGCAGGAGUUUCGAGAUCUGGUUCAGGAGGAGACGCUCUCAGGACACCUACAUCCUACAGGCCGAGACGCGGGACGCCAAAGAGGCCUGGACCAGAGACCUGGAGCACAUACUGUGGGAACAAGCGCUGAAGAGCAGAGAGCUGAGGAGACAGGAGAGGUUGUUCAUGGGAAUGGGCUGGAAACCCUCCGACAUUCAACCUAGAAACGCAGCUGUUAGCAACCACGCCGUGAAUGGUGAUGUCACAGGAAGAGAAGUUGUAGGAAUCCUUAAAAGACCCAAUCCCUUGGUGUCCAGCCUUCAAAGGGGCGUGGCUUUACCGCGGCCAGAUUCGAUUGGCUCUGGCAGCAGCACGUCAACCGCAGGCAGCCUCUCAUCGUCCUCGUCUGGGCGGGGCUCCAUGUCACCCAGCGUCUUCCAAGGAAAAUACGAUUCCUCUACCGAUAACACAAGUUUAUUUAGCUGUGCCGACCAUAACUGCCCCACGCGGAGAGCGUCUGUGUCUUCACUGCUGUACUCCAGACCUUCAGCGUGUCGGUCGUCUCCGGCUCACGCUCUUCACUACAGCUCACCUGGCCUGUCCAGGAAGAAGCUCGGUCCACAAACAGACGCUCACGGCUCUCUAAAGUGUCAGUUUGAAGAGCCGAUUCGUUCCAAGGCAUCAACUGAAGUUUAGCUGUGAUUGAGGCACGCUCGCAUCUCUCCAGAAGCGGAUUACUGGACGCUUCAAGCGAGAAACUCGUGCGAGAUGCCACCGUUUGGACACACCUGAUGAAGAACAAACCUGAACGGAGCAAACGUUAGAUUUUGGUUUCAAUGAAUGCUGUGGGAAAGAAGAAAAGAACGCGAUGUAGACCAGAUCUGCCAUUACGGACCAGUUCUUUACUUCCGCUACCGACCAUCUGAGAAAGACCUAGAAGGACGUUCUCCUGGAAAAGCUUUAUUGUGCGAUAUUUAGCAUGAGACGAUAUUUCUUGAGCUGUAAAAAUGUAUUUUGAAAUCAGAUGCAAUGUAUAAGCGAUGUUUAACAUUAUAACUCUAAACAUCUGUUCUAUCAUGAUCAUCAAACGUCCCAAAUGUUGUGCUUUGUACAUGUAUCCAGCUUAAAAACCCCAGUGUGGUUUAUGGGUUCAGGGAAUUUUGAAAAUAUAUACACACACGAUUGCUUGAAAGUGCAUUUUGAUUAUUAAAAUUUGACUCUCUAUAGAUUACACACAUCAUGUGUAAAACUACUGGACUGUUUAUUUCGUGUAGCGUCGUAUACUAGAUAUCAGUACCUUAGCUGUGAGAGAGAGAAAACUGUAUUUUAUUAUUUAAAAGAUUUAUAAUAAAUAAACGGUCGUUAUAAUUUGCUUCGUUUUACGUCUUUCUUUGGAAAUAUAAACAGCGAGACAUUGGCAGCCAUCAAACUCUGUGGUUUUAAUAUCACUUAAAUAUUUUUGUUUUAGAUUUUUUUCAGUUUUUAUUUAAAAUUUGUUGCGUUUUUG